This is a messenger RNA of Arabidopsis arenosa, 1420 nucleotides long. Lineage: Eukaryota; Viridiplantae; Streptophyta; Magnoliopsida; Brassicales; Brassicaceae. The record is from the annotation of a GenBank genome assembly.
GGUUUCUCUCUCGAUCCUUAUCUCGGAGGAUUUCUCAAUCGAAAACUUAAUUAGGAGCUGCCAUGGGUUCCAGAUCUCGUAAUGAUAAUUUCCAGUCCGGCGAUGGCGCUAGUCCUGGGAAAAUAUUCAUUGGAGGAUUGCACAAAGAUACGACUAAUACUGUGUUCAAUAAGCACUUUGGCAAGUACGGGGAGAUUACAGAUUCUGUCAUUAUGCGUGAUCGACAUACUGGACAACCUAGGGGUUUCGGUUUCAUCACCUUUGCUGACCCUUCUGUCGUUGACAAAGUUAUCGAAGAUAAUCAUAUCAUCAAUGGCAAACAGGUUGAGAUCAAAAGGACUAUUCCCAAAGGUGCUGGCGGCAAUCAGUCAAAGGAUUUCAAAACAAAGAAGAUUUUCGUUGGUGGUAUACCCUCCACUGUUACAGAAGAUGAACUUAAGGACUUCUUUGCCAAGUAUGGGAACGUGGUGGAGCACCAGGUUAUCCGAGACCAUGAAACAAACAGGUCCAGAGGUUUUGGUUUUGUAAUUUUUGACAGCGAAGAAGUCGUAGAUGAAUUAUUGUCCAAAGGAAACAUGAUCGAUAUGGCAGACACUCAGGUGGAGAUCAAGAAAGCUGAACCAAAGAAAUCUCUAAACCGUUCACCUCCUUCUUACGGUAGUCAACCUAGAGGUCGUUCUUCUAACGAUAGUUAUGGCGGUUAUGGUGGACCUUACGGAGGUUUUCAUGGAGGUUAUGGUCCUCCAGGUCCCAUUAGGUCACAUGGAGGUCCUCCUAGUAGGUUUGCUGGGGGAUAUGGGUAUGGUCGUGGCGGCCCUGAAUUUGGAGGAGGAUAUGGUAAUUAUGGGGGUGGUAGUUUAGGAGGUUACCGGAAUGAACCACCCCUUGGCUAUUCUAGUCGUUUUGGACCCUAUGGGAGUGGGUUUGGUGGCGAGGGAUAUGGUCGUGGAGGAGGGGAAGGCUAUGGGGCAUAUGGUGGUGGAGGAUAUGGUCGUGGAGGUGGGGAAGGCUAUGGGGGAUAUGAUGGGCCUGGUUACGGUGGUGCAUAUGAAUCUGGUGUCCCAGGUGGCAGUUAUGAAGGAGCAGGUGGUCCAUAUGGGAGGGGUUAUAGUAGCAGUAGUCGAUACCAUCCGUAUGCAAGAUAGGGUCGAGAUUGUGUUAUGUAGACUUUAGAAUAUUUGGGUUUGGAGUUUGUUUCUCACUGGCACAAGAAUGAUUUAGAGUAAGCCUAUUUAUCAUUUGGUAGUCUUGUUAGAUGAUCAAUCACUCGCUUAGCUUAGCUUUGCACAAUCAUACGAAUUAGCUUAAGAAGCUCUGCAAAAUGUGCAUUCAUCUAUUCGUUAGAGCUCAAGUUGAACUUUAUGUGGUCUCUUCUUAUCUCUGUAGAUUUUGUUGUUCCGAACAAAGGUUCGAGGGCAGU